Talaromyces stipitatus ATCC 10500 is the source of this 2135-nucleotide messenger RNA. RefSeq lists its product as uncharacterized. The coding region runs from base 239 to 2089 and encodes 616 amino acids. The record is from RefSeq and is a predicted model, not a curated record. The transcript is spliced from 3 exons. NCBI's taxonomy places the organism in Eukaryota, Fungi, Ascomycota, Eurotiomycetes, Eurotiales, Trichocomaceae.
GCUAUUCAAACAUAAACAAACAUCAAAACUUGAAAUUAUACGGGCUGUGCAAACGUAGCUGGUCAUGGUGGUUGCACGUGAUGUGGCGCGGGGCGUCUGGUUUUUUUACGCUUCAUUUCCCCAACGCAUUGGUAAACUUCUGAGGUCUGCAUACUCUUCAGAACGCCAGGUCACCAUAAUUAUAGCUUAACGAGGAUCUAUUCAACCAUCGGGUAUUUACAACAUCUUGAAUAUCGAUAUGAUCAUCGGACGUGUGGAUGGCACACCCCAUCUAAAUAGGAUCUCGUUUUUCACGAGAGAUGUGGACCAGCUGCCGGCGAACCCCGUCCUUAGUAUUAUGCAUUUCACUUUCCAUUCCGGAGUCGACAUCGCAGAUCAAUCGCAUCUAGCAUCUAUACCCUGGAGAAAGUCGUUGAAGUACGUCUCAACAAUUCCAGGAUUCCAAGGGCUGUAUUGGGCUCCAGUGGAUCAGCCUUCGUCAUGCCAGCAAAUAAUCGUUUUGAUCCAGUGGGAUAGUGGUCGUGGCUGGAGAUGCUUUCAACGCUCUUUAGGCUUCAGUAUGAUGCUUGGUUACAUUGAAAACAUUUCUAAUCGGUGCAUUCAGCUUGCUCUUCCUGUCGACAGCUUAUUCACAUCUCAGAGUUGUCUUGAGCUUGUAUCCUUUCAGUUCUCCGAGGCGCCGUCUACUGAUCAGAUUGCUGGGUUGAGGUCCAAAUGGAACGAUAUAUUCUCCUCAUAUCUCAGCAAUGCUUUAGUCGAGUCCAGGCUGAUUCAUUUUUGUGGAGAGUGGCUUGAAGUGGACAAAGAUUCCGAAGAUCGGUUUUUUGUUGGUUUGCUCUUCUGGAAACAUUGUCAGGCAAAUAACAACCAGGAUCGAAUUCAGCCAAGUGAUCCUCAGAAUCUCGAAAAGAAUAUCGAGGAGAUUCGAAAAGAUGCAACAAACGUGGUAUCAGCUUCCACCACUCCACUGAAUCAUAUACCUUUCAAAAUCUCUACUCUUCAAUCAUUAGGUCGUCAACCACUAUCUGUGCCAGAAAUAGAGCAUCCACUUUUUCAAACGCCUACAGAGCCUGAGUACAAUCUGGAUGAAUUUGUGUUAUCAAGUGGUCAGGACCGGCUUCAGGUGGAAUCUAUGAUAGAAGCGAGACGAGGGGAGCGUAUUGCCGGUGGACCCGCUGGUACGUGGCUUGAGAUGGGAUUGCUUUCUGAGCAUCAUUUACCGCAAAGGCUAGAGUAUAAUGCGAGCCCUAAUAUGGAAAUGAUAUCUUUUCGCGCCCCAAUCGGGGAUCCACAGGUCGAAAGUUCAUUUGAGCAUCUUCGAAAGGAACUCUGGGGCUUGGGAAACUGUCCUGAUCUAUUCUGGGGUAGAGACAAAGAAAUGGAAGAUGGACAGAGCAAUACAAACCUACUGUUUAUACAGAUCGAAGAAUCAAAAUAUCCAAGGCCAGAAUUUCAAGCACGAGUCCAAAAGUCCUUCCAAAGCUUCGCAGAUAGGUGUGGUAAGGCUUUACAGGACAUAUCUUACAGAAGUAUCGUUAGUCCAAUUCGAUGGGGUGUUCAUCAGAAUAUGGACAUUACCAUUUUUGAUGUCUCAAAAAAUGAGUGGGACCAGCGAUCAUUUGAAAUUGCUUUUUCUAAUUUCCGGGAAACCACGGCUCAACAUCAAAUUCAACGACAGCCUUAUGGACCUUAUAACGCUUUCAUGCCGACAGGUCAAGGAUGGGUCGUUCGCCAUCAAGAUUCUUCAUUUGACAUCCACGAACCCGAGACAGUGCGACAAUUUAUGUCCUAUUUCAACUGCGAGAAGGAAGAAGGUGCUCGAAAAGAGUGGUACGGCGACUUUGCUCAACGAGCCCAGACCGAAUAUGAACUCUUAGGUCAUAUUGUGGAUUGUAUACGGACUGUGUGCACUCGCAUAACUUCACAUUACCUAGUUAUGGAAAAAGAAGAUGACUGGAUGAUUGCGGACAAGUUGAAAAGGGAGGAGGAAAAAGCCAACAAGCCGCCUUCGCCAGCGCCUAAGUCUAUCUUCGAUCUUUCAUGGGCUAAACCGCCGAAGAAGCCUGACAUAUCAUUUCACGUCAGAUGAUGUAGAUUAGAUACCAUUAUGGUCCAGCUUAUAAUAGAGGCAUCAG